Messenger RNA from Apis laboriosa (Himalayan honeybee), 1896 nucleotides. It is a transcript of the gene CSN3, whose product is annotated as COP9 signalosome complex subunit 3. Lineage: Eukaryota; Metazoa; Arthropoda; Insecta; Hymenoptera; Apidae. Gene Ontology annotation, cellular component: COP9 signalosome. The record is from RefSeq and is a predicted model, not a curated record. The transcript is spliced from 4 exons. Bases 137 to 1474 code for a protein of 445 amino acids. Gene Ontology annotation, biological process: ubiquitin-dependent protein catabolic process.
CGUAACAUGCUUCAGAGCAUUCCGGGUGCCUCUUUCAAAACGUCAUCUUAAGUGAUCGUUUAUUCACGAAAAUAAUUUCUGUAAAUACGGUUCACCACCGACUAAAGGUGGUGAUGAGAAGAAACCAUUUGCAGUAAUGGCAUCAGCAUUGGAGCUAUUUGUAAAUAAUGUGCGGACACUCUCAAAACAAGGUAACUUUAGGGAGCUAUCCGAAAUAAUAAGUAAAAGUACAGAUGUUCUAAUAAAAAAUGGACAACACUUAGAUAAUGUUUUGGAAACCUUAAAUUUGCAAGAACAUUCAUUAGGUAUUUUGGCAGUACUAUGUGUAAAAUUUUCACUGCCUAAUCCUAAUGGUGCAAACAAUGCUGAUGCUUAUAAACCACUAUUUAGUCAGGUUCAGGAAUUUAUUAUUGGUUGUAAUGGAGAACAAGUUAGAUUUGCUUCUGAUAUAUAUGCGGAAUUAUGUCAUUUAUUUACCCAAACAUUGGUUGAAUUACAAAUACCAUUGCGUGGUAUUGAACUUUUAUGCCGUGCAAUACGUAAAAUACAAUUAUUUGAUAGUCAGCUUACUUCAAUACAUGCAGAUCUUUGUCAACUAUGUCUUCUUUCUAAGUGUUUUAAGCCAGCACUUGAAUUUCUUGAUAUAGAUGUUACUGGUAUCAAUCAAGAAGAAGGACAAUUUGAUUCAAAAUACUUUUUACUUUAUUAUUAUUAUGGUGGUAUGAUAUAUACAGCAUUAAAAAAUUAUGACAGAGCAUUAUAUUUUUUCGAAGUAUGUGUAACAACACCUGCCAUGGCAGUUAGUUACAUUAUGUUAGAGGCCUACAAAAAAUAUAUUUUGGUCUCUUUAAUACUGCAUGGAAAAGUUUUAAAUUUACCUAGGUACACAAGUCAAGUGGUUAAUAGGUACAUGAAACCAUUGGGUCAACAAUAUCAAGAAUUAGCUACAGCUUAUCAAAUGAAUAGUUGUGAAGAGGUGCAAAAUAUUAUUACUAAGUAUCAACAAUUAUUUACAAGAGACCAUAAUAUGGGAUUGGUAAAACAAGUGCUGAGCUAUUUAUAUAAAAAGAACAUUCAAAGGUUGACAAAAACUUUUUUAACUCUUAGCUUAAGUGAUGUGGCUAGCAGAGUUCAAUUGUCUGGACCUGCUGAUGCAGAAAAAUAUAUAUUAAACAUGAUAGAAGAUGGUGAGAUUUUUGCAACAAUCAAUCAAAAAGAUGGUAUGGUAGUAUUUCAUGAUGAUCCAGAAAAAUACAAUUCGCCACAAAUGUUGGCAAAACUAGAAAAAGAAAUGGCAGCAUGUAUGGAAUUGGAUAAACGAGUUCUUGAAAUGGAGGAAGAAGUUGUUCUUACACCUCAAUAUGUUCGAAAAGCUUGUGGACAAAAUGAUCAAGAUGAUCAAACAGCUGGUCCUGCUCCAACAAAUGUAACAAAUGUGCAAGGUCAAUCUAAACAUAGCAACUAUUCCAUGUAACAUAUACACGUCGUUGUGCGUUACCUUUAUUAAAAAAAAAAGAAAAAAUGAAGCAAAUCUUGUUGAAAGCAAGGACUUGAACAUUUAGAAGCCUGUUUUGGAUGAAGAUGGAUGUCCGAAAUUUGGCUAAACAUAAUCUAUUUUGUACAAAACAAAAAAAAAAUAUUACUAUUUGUCAUUAUAUGGAAUUAUAAGCUAUUGAAGUAGUAAAAGUAACAAAAGAUAUGAAAAAUUAUAAAAUGUCCUUUUUAUAAUAAAUCAUAUAAGUACCCUUUCUGGAUCUGUCUAAAACUGAAGGCUGAUUGAUAUAUUGUAAGUUAUAAAGUGUGUCUGUGAAGGAGUUACCAAUUCAAAUAUAUUUUAUUUUCUAAGCCUUAUACAAUUAAUUUUUGUACAAAAUAUACUAUGCAUAUGAAACAAAA